AUGGGUCUUUCCGGUCACUGCCUUUGCGGCGCCGUUAAGUACACCGUCGAUGCCGAGCCUAUCAUCGUCGGCUACGACCACUGCGACGACUGCCAGCGCCAGUCGGGCUCGACAUAUUCCCUCGUAGUCGUCGUCCCCAAGGACAAGCUGACCAUCACGGGCACGACCAAGAGCUUCGCCAAGAACGGCACCUCGGGCCAGCCCGUCCACCGCAUCUUCUGCCCCGAGUGCGGGUCGCCCAUCGCCCACGACCCCGAGGCCGCGCCGCCCAUCAUCGCGCUCAAGGGCGGCACGCUUAGCGAGGCGGACAAGAAGGCUUUGAAGCCUGACACCGAGAUCUGGACUGCCGGCAAGCUGCCCUUCUGCCAGGAACACCUCGCCAAGCCGUUCGAGCAUAUGCCCCAGUGA
Hypoxylon fragiforme is the source of this 408-nucleotide messenger RNA. RefSeq names its product DUF636 domain protein. Gene Ontology annotation, molecular function: carbon-sulfur lyase activity. The transcript has 3 exons. NCBI's taxonomy places the organism in Eukaryota, Fungi, Ascomycota, Sordariomycetes, Xylariales, Hypoxylaceae. Bases 1 to 408 code for a protein of 135 amino acids. The record is from RefSeq and is a predicted model, not a curated record.